CACGGCUGAAUGCACUAUCGACAAGACGACCUGCGCAACCAGAGUCACAGUUGAGUUUCAAAACCACCUCGCUUUCUUUUCGUCUUUCUCAUGCUAUGUCGGUAAUCUGUGCCACUACGUGUCGUUCCGCGCUGCGUAUAAUUGACUGUGCUGCGUAACCUAGUCGAGCUGCCACCUCGAUUCAGCGGCUUGACUGUCAAUCAGACCUUCGAGCUUCCACAUUUUCUACUCCUUCUAGCCUUCAAUUGAACUUACAAGCUAGGAAAACUCGAAACCUCCCAGGCCUUACCAUGGGAGAUUCACGCCCAACGCAUGCUCACGCAGACACUGACGGUCACUUCCGUCGAAAAGAGAGCAGCUUCCGCGACUUCAUCUCCACAGAGCCAGGUGCCAAAUAUCCUCCCGAGAAAGAUAGGUACGCAGUUUACGUAAAUUACGGAUGUCCCUGGGCCCAUCGAACCAUCCUUGUCCGCGGCCUCAAAUCCCUCGAGCCCAUCGUCCAACUGAUCGUUACGGACUUCGACCUGACCGAGAACGGCUGGCUGUUCACCGGCCGCAACGGCUCCGACGCUGUCGACCCUCUCUACGGCUUUACCUGCCUGAAACAACUAUACCUCAAAGCCGAUCCACAUUACGAAGACCGCUACACAGUCCCUGUGCUAUGGGACAAGAAGACGCACACCAUCGUAAACAAUGAGUCCAGCGAGAUCAUUCGCAUGCUGUAUGACAGCUUUGACGAGUUCCUUGAGCCCGACCUGCGCGAGGCCAACAAGCCCGGCGGCGGCUUCUACCCUCAGCAUCUGCGCAAACAAAUUGACGAAAUGAACGAAUGGGUCUACAACACUGUCAAUAACGGCGUGUACAAGUGUGGAUUUGCCAUGACGCAGGAGGCCUACGACGCAAAUGUGUACCCGCUGUUCAAAUCCCUUGACAGGCUCGAAGCUCAUCUCGCAGACUCCACACAUCAGCCCUACUUGUUUGGCGAGCACAUCACCGAGGCCGACAUUAGGCUUUACACAACCCUUGCCCGCUUCGACGUCGCGUACUAUAACAUAUUCAAUUGCAACCUCAAGAUGAUCCGCCACGACUACCCCGGCCUAUCAAAGUGGUUGCGCAAUCUGUACUGGGACGAGUCCGACCGCACGAACGGCGGCGUUUUCAAAAAGACAACCUUCUUUGAGGCUUAUAAAUACGGCUACUUGCGGGCUAAGGGCCGCCAAACGCACGGUGGCAGCGAUCUGGGAUGGCCCGUGAUCAUCCCGCGUGGACCUGUGCCGGAUAUCGAGCCCCUCACUGACGAGGAGGAGCGAGAAAUUAUCAAUGGCGCGUCGAAGAAGCUCAAUGGGCUCAAGAUUGAUAACAAUGGUGUUGGUGCUAGCCCGACGAGCAAUAACCCGUUCUCGGCGGAGGGCAACGGGCGUGGCAUGGGAGCUAUGUUCGGCGCGGAUGUCGAUUCGCCAACUGACGGGGUCGGAAGCCCGAUGACGACCACCACGGUUGGGUCGCCGUCGGCCUCGAAGGCAGGUGACGACGACAACAAUAACAACGAGACUGGGUUCGACGAAAAUGGCGAGUUCCAUCCACGUAGGAUGAUCAAGCGCCGCACCACGUAUAAUGAGGAGAAUGCCAAAUGGUACAAGGCUGCAAAGAAGGCGGAGAAGAAGUUGGGUGCUCCGAGUAUGCAUCUGGCCUUGUAGUCGUGACAGGUGCAGGAAAGUUGAACCGGAAAGACGUGAAGAUUGACACCAGAAUGCUCGCGAAAAGUAUGGGACGUUCGGAUCUGAGAAAAGCCCAAUAUGAGACAGUCUAAUUCAUGAUAUUUAAUGACAUUGAGAUCAGGCUCAAUCUACCGUAAUUCAUGGGUAUGGC
Molecule: messenger RNA, 1869 nt
Organism: Exophiala xenobiotica
Lineage: Eukaryota; Fungi; Ascomycota; Eurotiomycetes; Chaetothyriales; Herpotrichiellaceae
Exons: 3
Coding region: 291-1697 (468 amino acids)
Cellular component (GO): cytoplasm
Molecular function (GO): glutathione transferase activity
Source: RefSeq, a predicted model, not a curated record